AUGGAGCUAAUAUUUGGUACAGCCCUUAUUAAUGCCUGGAUUGUGUAUAACUCAAUUAAUGAUGAUGCAAAUAAAUUGCCAAAAAGACAAUUUGUAGAACAACUUAUUGAAGCUUUUACAAAGAACGACUUGGAUGUCGAUACAGAACCCACUCCAAACAAACCACAUCAUCUCGAAAAAAGAUCAAGGAAGAGGAGAUGUGUAGGAUGCUACGAAAAACUUCGCACCUUCUUAUCAAGUCGUGAGGCUGAUAAGAAAGCAAAGAAAAUUCUCACAGAAUUUGCAAAUAAUCCACUGUACAAAGAUGUCACUAUCGAUCAAAACGUUAUAAUUAAUGAAGAGGAUAUCAUAAGAGUAGAAGAAGCACCAGUAGAAAUUGCUGUAGAGACCAAUGAAGAAUCUACAAACGAUGCUAGCGCUUAUAUGGAAAUUAAUGAUUUUUCAAGAAUCGUCUUCCAAUCAAGAUCAUCAGAAACAACUAUUGAUGAAUCGAUUGAUGAAACUGGAGAUACGGAAAAUAAUAACAGCUUGAUGGGUCCCUCGACUUCUGCGGCUGCUGUCUCUGCCCCAGUUACACAAAAAAGCACAGACAAAUCUCGUCGUCGACCUACAUCAGACUUAGCUGAACAACAAAUGUCCACAGCGUUUAGCCAGUUAACAAAUGCACUAAGGAAGCGUCAAUCAAAUCCUUCACAUAUCGAAGACGAAUGUGAUUUAUAUGGGAAGCUUCUGGCUAAAAAGAUCAGGGAACUUCCUAACGACGAGAGGAAGUGA
Messenger RNA from Arctia plantaginis, 774 nucleotides. NCBI's taxonomy places the organism in Eukaryota, Metazoa, Arthropoda, Insecta, Lepidoptera, Erebidae. The record is from the annotation of a GenBank genome assembly.